Coregonus clupeaformis (lake whitefish) is the source of this 852-nucleotide messenger RNA. RefSeq names its product kelch repeat and BTB domain-containing protein 3-like. The transcript has 5 exons. NCBI's taxonomy places the organism in Eukaryota, Metazoa, Chordata, Actinopteri, Salmoniformes, Salmonidae. The annotation marks the transcript as partial. The record is from RefSeq and is a predicted model, not a curated record. Gene Ontology annotation, molecular function: protein binding.
AUGCUAUUGAUCCUCACCGAGGGAUACAGUUCCGCCUCCCUCCUCCAGCGGGCCAAUGAGUUUGUAGUUCAGAACUUUCACGACCUCUCAAUGACUCCAGACUUCCUGGAUAUGCCGGUGGGCAUGCUGGAGGUAUGUCUGGGGUCGGACAGUCUGAGCGUGCCCAGUGAGGAGGUGGCGGUGAGCCUUAGCAGUGCCCCAGACAUGGGGAAACCCCGUACCAUGCACACAUGUGUCACCACCCUGGGCAGACUGUAUGUGCUAGGAGGGAGGACCAGAGGAGAGAGGGAUGGGGCUCCUAGCCUAAUGGAGAUACACGCACAAAAAUACAGAAACCCCCACACACAUACACACAUACCUCUAACCCUCCCUGUGGCCUCGUAUUACCCAGAAUCCAGUGCAAUCUACACAUUGGGGUCAUCGGUGGAGAUAUCGGACUCCUUCAACCCUUCGCUGGACUGUUUCCUGCGCUACGAUGCCGUCUCUGACCAGUGGAGCCACCUGUUGGCAGAGUUUGGUCAGUUUUUCCACGCCACCUUGGUCAAGGCUGUGUCCGUCAACAACACUCUACACCUCUGUGACUUGUCUAUGUAUAAGGUGUACAGCUUCUGUCUGGAGACGUGUGUGUGGCAAGGGGAGGGGUCGUUCGAGUGUGCCCGGUGCAACGUAGGUGCCGUGGGCAUGGCCAACCGAAUCUACAUCCUGGGAGGAGACUACUCACCUGAUGAGAUCACUGACGAAGUCCAGGCGUACCACAGUGGGCGGGGCCAGUGGGAGGAAGUGACACCAAUGCCACACCCCCUGACAGAGUUUCACUGUCAGGUCAUCAGCUUCAACAGAUACAGAGACCCC